Messenger RNA from Amoebophrya sp. A120, 1469 nucleotides. The record is from the annotation of a GenBank genome assembly. NCBI's taxonomy places the organism in Eukaryota, Dinophyceae, Syndiniales, Amoebophryaceae.
UUGACGAUAGGUGUGGUUCGUCAAGCCAUAGAAUUGGAAGCCAAAAAAAAGAAGAAAAGCUCAAUGCGGCGACGAGAAUGGUUUCACUUUCACCAAGGAACAGGCGGGAGCGAGCGAUGAACUGGCGUACACAUUAAAGACCAUCAUGGCCUCCACAAGAGACCACGAAGGUGAUGACGAGGGAAAGCGUAGACCGGUGUUCGCGCGAGUGUGGGCGUCCGCGCGGCCGUUUACGAUUGGGGCGCUGGCUGGGUGCUGCAGUGCGACGUUGAUGACACCCUUGGACCUGGUGAAAGUUCGCCAGCAGAUAACGGGGGAAAGUGCUUACCGGGUGGCGCGGCGAACGUGGAAGGCUGACGGUUUGCGGGGUUUCUACGCGGGUAUCUCGGCCGUCUGGCUUCGACAAGUCGUGUACAAGGGUGCCGUUCUGGGUUUGUACGACGUGUUUUCGGGAGCAGCGGCGGGCGGCUCCGAGACCCCGGCGCCACUGGCUCGUUUGGUUCUAUGCGCGAGCGGCGCCGCGGGCUGCGCUGCGGUAGUCGGAAACCCCGUCGACCGCGCCCUCGUGCUGAUGCAGGCGAAUUACCGCAGCAAGCGGCAGGCGCGGCCCUACGCGCACGUGGGCGAAGCACUACUCGGGAUCGUGCGGACGGAGGGCGGUCGGGGGCUGCUCCGCGGGGUCGGCGCCACGGCCGCGCGAGCCGUCUCGCUCAACGCGUCUUUUCUCGCGGGAAACACCUACCUGAAGGAGGUGAUCUGCCCGCAACUCUUUCCAGUCGCACUCGUCACGCAAUGUCCGUACGUGAUCACGGUGUGCAGCGCUGUUUCCGCGGGGUUUCUGUCCUGCGUGACGUCCCUCCCGGCGGAUUUCGUGAAGGUCACACUGCAGAUAUCGUAAGGAAAAAUGCCCCCACCCCCGAACUUGAAAGGAUUUGUAUUGCAAACCUUUCCAAAUGAAACAUUCGCCCUCUUGCAUCUAUCAGCAUCACAAAUUUCCCAUGCUGAAUAGCGAAAAUUUCGGAUGCAAAGGAGCCCAACAACAGGCGGAUCCCUGAUGCAACAGAUACCUUGCGCACCUAGAUUCUGCAUCAGAAAUGCUUGCGCUCCUUUCAUGCAAGACAAAAACCUUUCAUUUGGAAACUUUGCAUGAGAAACUUUUGCGAAUUCGGGGGUGGGGGCACUUUUCAUUGUAAUAGCAGAGUCAACAAAAGAGCGGAACGGGGAAACAAGUGUACGCGGGGCCGCUGGAUUGCGUGCGCGAAACUGUCCGCACGCGGGGCGUUUUGGCGUUUUACACCGGCUUCGGGACCUACGUUGCGAAACAGGCCCCGAUGGCAACACUCACACUUUUGUUUCAAGAUGCUCUCAAGCGGGUACUGCACACAUUCAGAUCACUGUUUCGGCUUGGUGUUCGCCUCUUUUGCUUGUUUCCCAAUAGAAAAAUUAGACCACAACUACUUGUAAGAUAA